AUGCCCAAAGAAGUCAACUCAGGGCAAGAUGCCUCCAAAACAAAACACAAUACUUCCAAAAAUGAAACAAAUGGUAGCACUGUGCCUGCCGGUGUACCAAAUGGAAAUGACGCUGGCGUCGGAUCUGUGGCCGGAGUGCAAAAUGCCACCGAUGAAAGUUCGGAAUUGAGCGAUUUGGGUGACGAUUCCGAGGCUGAAACCGACCAGAUGGACUUUUUGGAGGACGGCGAUGACCUGAAUAAGAAGCUGGAUCUCCGGGCACUUUCGGAUUUGACGCAAUUGGCACGGUUACAGGGAGUAGAUUCCGACGAAGAAGACGUGAAAAAGUUGGAAGAGCCGCAUCUGGGCGACGAGCAAGCGCUCUCGUUGAACCCCAAGGACAACGAGGAAGCCAACCGUGAGAUAAUGAAGGAUAUAGAUGCGAUUCACGAGGAAUUGGGACAACCGACCCCGCUGUUGCGUCCGGAAAGUAAGGUCGAAAGCCUGUCGGAAAGUACCGAAAGCCGGCCAGAGCCGGCCAAAAAGAGAAAGGUUUCCGACGAAGAACGCUCCAGAAAGAAGCAGAAGUCUGAGGUGGAGCCCGAUGUGAAGAAUGAGGAAAGUGAGAAUGUGGACGAGGAAACUGACCAAAUCGACUCUAAGGUUAAGCCUGAAGAUGAACCUUUGGAUUCAGUUGUUCACGAAACGGUUGAGGAAACCGCAGAGGAAGCGGAGGCGGAAGCGGAGGACGACGAGGGAGACGAAGAAGAAGCGGAUGAAGCCGACGAGCCUGGGGCUCGAGCUGAAGAAGCUAAUAGCGACGAAGAAGGAGCAGAAGAUGAAGAAGAAGAUGAAGAAGAAGACGCCGAUAUGAGUGAAAAACGCCAAGCUGCGGUUGCUGAGCUCAUUGAAAUCGAAAAAGCAUUUGCGUCACUUCGAGACAAAAUGUACCAUGAUAAACUCAAUCUUUUAGAGCAUGAACUCCAACUAUGUGUUGAAGGUUCACAUCCCGAACUUUCCAAAAUCUACUACAAGAUCAACGCUUUCCACCAAGAUGCCCUCCGCCAAGCAAACUCCAACCUUUCGUACCGUCUCAAAUGCAUCGACCGAGAAACCGUCGCAUGUCGAACCGCAGUUCACCAAAACUUUCUCAAGCAGGUUUACGACAGCAAAAGCGAAAUGAUCACCAACACAACCUCCAUGUGGUACAAAAUCAACCGCGAGCGCAACCAGUUGGACCAGCUAGUUCCAGAUUACAGUUAUAGUGCCAGUGGAGGUGCUUUUGUAUCCAACGAUGGAAAUGACGAUGGUUCAACGGCACUUCCUCAAAGCGUGCUUUAUGAGCUUGUGAGCCAGCGAAAUGCCAUAAAUCACCAGUUGGGUAUUCUUAAUGGGUUGGUUGAAUUUUCUGGAAUUCCAGCAGCAGUGGGGUCCAGUUUGGGUGAUGAGCAACAGGUUCCUGAACUUUUGCUUCGGAAGGCCAGUGAGGAAGAAAUUGCUGAUGAUUUGCGAGCAAUGGGUGUUAUGUCGUAG
Molecule: messenger RNA, 1512 nt
Organism: Meyerozyma guilliermondii ATCC 6260
Lineage: Eukaryota; Fungi; Ascomycota; Pichiomycetes; Serinales; Debaryomycetaceae
Product: Rpd3L histone deacetylase complex subunit
Exons: 1
Coding region: 1-1512 (503 amino acids)
Biological process (GO): negative regulation of transcription by RNA polymerase II
Cellular component (GO): Sin3-type complex
Molecular function (GO): histone deacetylase binding
Source: RefSeq, a predicted model, not a curated record